GUCAACGAGCACUCGCUAGCUUCCAUCCACUCUCCAGCCGAAGACGUCUGUCUCUGCUUCGUUCGCGUCUUUCCUCUCGUCGGGCUGCCUCGCCUCCAUUCAUCAAUUUCCAAAAUGGCAUCCACUUCUUCCUUCCUCCGUUCGCCGGCCUCCUUCCAGCCGGCCACCGGAGCCUGCGGCCACGUCUGCUGGGCCCAGCCGUUGGCACCCCCCAAACCGCACCGCUCGCCACUCCCGCCGACGGCCACGCCCGGGGUGCCGCGCAGGCUCCUCCUGCCGGCCGCCGCUGGCAUCUGGGACUUCCUCUCCGGCGGUGCGGCCGGUGCGGCCGGUGCAGCGGCCGCGCCCCUUGCCGUCCGGCGCGGUAUGGAGCUCUUCAAGCAGGGAGAUGUGGCUGGGUCAGUGGCGGAGUUCGAUCGCGCGAUCGAGUUGGAUCCGCGGCAGAAAGCGUAUCUCUGGCAAAGGGGACUGUCACUGUAUUACCUCGACAGGUUCGAGGACGCCGCGGAGCAGUUCAGGCUGGACGUUGCUGCCAACCCCAAUGACACCGAGGAGUCCAUAUGGUGUUUCCUGUGUGAAGCUCAGCUGUAUGGGGUGGAGGAAGCAAGGAAUCGCUUCUUGGAGGUCGGUUUAGAUCGAAGACCCGUGAUGCGCGAAGCUUACGCCUUGUUCAAAGAUGGUGGGGACCCUGAAAAGUUAGCUUCAAAUUUUUCUAGUAGCUCUGGUGGUGAACUCUUCUAUGCAUCAUUAUACGCUGGGCUUUACUAUGAAUCUCAGAAGGACGCAGAUCUGGCGAAAUCUCAUAUUGUUGCUGCAUGCAAGACACCUUAUGGAUCAAGGUCUGGUGAUUACAUGGCUUCCCUUGCAGUGGUUCAUUGUCAGUGCCGCAACUGGACCCUCGAGGAAUAGGAAUCUUGAAAUAGGAAUGAUACUAAUCAUUGUCAUGGAUUGCAUUGGAGCCAACAAAUAGGCAGCACCUUACAGAGAAGGCAGCCGGCGCUAAGGCUAUAGAUAUCAAAACAGAACAAAAAAAAGUAGCAACUGGAGCCUAAAUUAUUGGUCAAUUUUGUUUAUGGUUAUCUAUAUGGUAUGAGAAUUACUAAAACAUUUUAAAUUCGGUUCAUUUGUUAAAUUCUGAGGAAAUCAAUGGUUAACCGAACUAGCUGAACAUAAGAUGAUUUUUCUCAA
This is a messenger RNA of Triticum aestivum (bread wheat), 1188 nucleotides long. RefSeq lists its product as uncharacterized. The record is from RefSeq and is a predicted model, not a curated record. NCBI's taxonomy places the organism in Eukaryota, Viridiplantae, Streptophyta, Magnoliopsida, Poales, Poaceae. The transcript is spliced from 8 exons. Gene Ontology annotation, cellular component: chloroplast. The coding region runs from base 115 to 909 and encodes 264 amino acids. Gene Ontology annotation, molecular function: protein binding.